GAAGCAAUUCGGAAAAGGAAACAGAACAUGCAAGUGAAGUGCAGAGCACACUGGUUGUGUUGCAUGCAGUAGCUUGCUAGUUCAUUCAUGUAUUAAUUUGCCUUCUCAUUUGGAAAUUCUCGUCGCUCAUUCAUAUCACCGUUCUAGCGUCGACUGCAACCUGUUUUUAGCAUAGUGAACUGCAAGAGAGUGAGUUUGUAUCUGCUUGUGGACAUGUCGUCAAGACCUGUAAGAUUGUGGUAUGACAUGUACUCAUGUUGGCCAUUUUCUGUGAACCAGAUAUACAUGCGAUAUAGGCGGCCAAGAAAGGAGAAGAAACCGACAACGACCGUCGAGGAGAAGAAGUUGUUUCUGGAGCCGCAAUAUACCAAAUCACAGGUGAUAGAUCUUGAUAUACGAGAACUCGUCAGGCUGCCCAAAGGUCUUGAGCUAAAUGAAUGGCUGGUAUCUAAUUGUUUAUCAUUUUUCAAUAACAUUAAUGUACUGUAUGGUGUAGUGUCCGAAUUCUGUACUAACGAAUCAUGUCCGAUAAUGAUUGCUCCUUGCAAUACUCAGUACUUUUGGUAUGAUGAUAAAGGGCGAAAAAUGAAAUGCACAGGUCCACAGUACACAGACUAUGUGAUGAGUUAUAUACAAAUGAACAUACAAGAUGAAACAGUCUUUCCUGUUAAAUAUGGUCAAGUCUUCCCUAGCAAUAUUGAGAGUAUUAUGCAUAAGAUUCUACGAUAUUUAUUUCACGUGCUAGCUCACAUCUACCACUCGCACUUUGAGCAGCUCGUCUUCUUCCAACUCCAUGCCCACCUCAACUGUAUCCUUGUUCAGCUUGUCCUAUUCUCGUACGAGUUCAACAUACUAGAUUCCAAAGAGUUCACUGUACUAGAAGAUUUAAUUUCGGAAUUAAACAUCAUGCCAUCUUCGGAUUCUCACAAGGCAGCAGAGGCGUCAUAAAGGAGAGAUUUUGAUUGACUGCUAUAAAUUAUAUAUUUUUCAUAACAUUUUUUUUGACAAUAUUUAUCUUUUUUUUGCUUUUUCUAAAAUGCAAUUUAUCCUUUUUUGCAACAUAAACUACUCUUGAUAAAUAUUCAACAUGAUAUAAAAUUGUAAAGUAAUAAUUUUUGAAGCUAUGUAUUUUGCAUUACUGUAUUAUUCUAAAGGGCUGUUCACACUAUUGUGUUUUAUGUAAUAAACAUGUGUUUUUGCCUAUUAUGGGUGUGAUAUAACAUUUUCAUAAUCAUCAUCAUCAUCAUUAUCGUCACUAUCAUCAUCAUUAUUAUCAUUAUCGUCCUGAUCAUUAUCAUUAUCAUCGUCAUCAAUACCAUCAUUAUCGUCAUUGUGAUCAU
This is a messenger RNA of Anneissia japonica, 1340 nucleotides long. Its product is annotated as MOB kinase activator 2-like. Gene Ontology annotation, cellular component: nucleus; cytoplasm. The transcript is spliced from 5 exons. The record is from RefSeq and is a predicted model, not a curated record. Gene Ontology annotation, molecular function: protein kinase activator activity. Gene Ontology annotation, biological process: positive regulation of protein phosphorylation; signal transduction. The coding region runs from base 214 to 948 and encodes 244 amino acids. NCBI's taxonomy places the organism in Eukaryota, Metazoa, Echinodermata, Crinoidea, Comatulida, Comatulidae.